AUGUUGGCAUUUGUUUUUGCAUACAUCAGUGCAGCGACUGCUGUAGAAGAAAAACCAAAUCUAGCUAGAGACCAUGGAUUCGAUAUCAGCAUGCACGAUAACACCAUGGCAGUAUCUACAAGUGCUUUAAAAGAAUAUCAAAAGAAAGUUUCAGUGCUUUAUAAUGAAUUUAUCAAAGACAUGAAUGAACAUCUGAGAGAAGAAAAGAAAGUCAGAAAAGUAUUUGCACAACUACGUAAAGAAAAACUGUUGAACAGUCAGUAUUCAUUGUACAGGUCUGAUGGUGCCGAUCUUUUCUCCAAGGCAACAGCAGAUAGGACUAAAUUAAUGGAGAAUUUUGUAAGAAUGUCACCAGUUUUACUUGAUGACUAUCGCAAUUUCACUCCUUGGGGUCUUGACAUGAUAAUCGACGAGGAUUUAAUAGGUCCGUCGUCAGUAUCUGAAGUGGAAAUACGCCCUCUAACAGCUCCAGUUGUUGCACUUCCAGGUGAGGAGACUAAAGAACCAGUUGUAGAGGAAGAAGUGCGUCCAAAUACGGUAGUUCCCAGUACAACAAAUGUAUUAGGAAAUGUUAUAGGUAAUGCUAUGAAAAGUAUGAACAUCCUUCAACUUACAAACACUCUGCUUGGGAAACCAGAACCUGAACAGCAACAACAAAAGCAGUCCAAUAACAAAGCUUGGGAGCAAUUGAAAAAUGUUGUAAAUGAGCGCAAUGAGGAUGACAUGCCAAUUGAAGACCUUGAACCAGGUAUUGAUGGUCACGUUGAUAUGAAAUUAGAUCAAACAAAAGCUAGAAAAAUUAUGAUUAGAGCUAAGGCAUUUGAACAUCUUUCAAAUGGAAAAGCAUGUGUUAAACUCAAAGAAAAGAACGGGGAAUUCAUUUUGAAGCCUGCACCGGCUUUACAUAAACCUAAUGCAAUUCAAGCAUAUUUUAUGGCAAAAGACCCAAACAAGGAGCAGAUGGCAUUAGUCAGACAACGAACAUCAAUUAUAACACCUACUGUGUCGUCUGAUAUGAAAGUUAACAACAAAAUACCUAUUAUGAAAUCCCUUUUGGGGCAUAAAGUUAAAAAGACAACAGUGUCAGAAAUUAUGUCGGAUGCAAGGAAUCGAAAAACAAAGCAUUAUAAAGUAGUUUUGAGAAACUAUCGAGAAGAAACUAUUGAACAGGAUGGAAAAUCGCAAGCUAAAGAUGGUACUUCAGACCAGAAUGAAAUAAGUGCUCAAUGUUCACCACGAACAUCAUCACGAAAUAAAGUAAAUAAUGUGGAUGGGGAUCCCAUUCUGAGCGAAAAGAAUUUAAAAAGACAACUUCAUCAAGAUUUAGAGCGACAUAAUAUGGAAAGUAUUCAAAAUAGAAUAAAAGUCGUCAUGGAGGCUUGGAGUAAAAAUGAAACCCCCCGACCACUAGGCGGCCUGUUAUCAAAGAAGGCCCAGGGUCAUACGACAUCUUCUAAUGAUUCAGUUUUUAUCAUCAAACCACCCACUCAAAAUGACCAUCAUCGUGAUAAAUUUUCAUCCUCUCAACACAGAGUUAAAUUCAUUGACGAUAACUCACCUUCACCAUUAAACAGAUCUGCAUCCUCCAUGUCGUUUCGAGAAUAUACGGAAAACAUGCAUGCCGAUAGAUCACCGACAGACACAAUGAGACUAAUGGUAGAAAACAAAAGACCAGAAAGUAGAUCCGAGAGUAGUUUAAGUUUUGCAACAGGCUAUGGAUCUUUAAGUAAAUUGCCAAAAAGAUCUAGAACCCCAAAUCGCCGUUUCCCCUCUAGAUUUACUCCAGUUUCUAGUAGUGAUACAUUUUCGGAAAUAAGUAUUGAUGCUCCAGCUAAAUUUCUAAGCACUAGAGAUGCACAUAAAAUGGUUAAAGAACAAAUGAAAAGAGAUAAAGAAAAGGAAAAUGCUCUAUUUUCAUUGAGGCGUAGAAUGGCUACAGCCAGUGGAAGAAAAUCCUAACACAUUGAUUACAAAAUUCGCAUAUUUUAUAUAUGAAAAUAUAUUAAAAUAUUCCAAACAGCUUCAUAAAAUUCAAAUAGUAGAAAUAAAAAUUUGGGCCAUUUGAUUUUUUGGUAAAAUAAGUUCACAAUUUACUUUUCUGUAAAUCUUUUAUUCAAACCAUUACGGAUGGACCUGCAUAACAUAUUUUCAACAACACUAUUUCAGUGUGAUAUCCGCAAUCAAAAAACUGUUGAGUCAAUUAGUUCUGUUCAAAAUUCAAAAGUUUUAUCACAAUUAAAGUAUAUUUAAGAACAAAUCCACUUACCCGUGUUUAAAAUCGUUCGGAUCUCUCCGAAGAAAGGAGGACGUUCGAUAAUGCCCAAAUUUUAUCCCUAUUACUAGCUUAAUUUUCAUAUUAGGAUAUAAUGGUCAUUAUCAAAAUUUAAUAUUCCUUUAACAAUGACUAGAUAGGAAAUAGAUGUUUUGUUUGAAAAUAUAUAUGCAUCAGCGUUCUUUUUAUGACGUCAUUGUUAUCAUAAAUCGGAAUUGUCAAGGAAAACUCUCCGCAAUUUUCGUAAUAAUAGAUUUUUGGAACCAGUAGUAUUUAGCGCAUGCGUCGAAACCAAAUUUGUUUUUAACAUUAUUUUUGUUAUAGUAAUGAACUAUCUAAAUUGAUAGACAAGUGACAUACACAUUAAAAAUUCAUUUUUAAUUCACCCAUCGAACAUACGGCUCAAUCAUAUACCAUUCGAAAGCAUAUCGUCAGCACUAUCAUUUUUGCUCGGUCGUCAAAUAUUCGUGUGGUGUUAUUUCCCUUAAAUGACGACGAAAGGCCAAGGACGGACACAAAAUGUCAGCAUUUUGUAUAUUCUGUCUUCUGAAUAAUAACAUUAUGGACAUAUUUUUUUUUAGAGCAGACUGAGGUUUAAAAUCAGUUAUCUAACGCAUUUUAAAAUAUUAAUGACGUAUUUUUAAUAAAAGCAUCUUUUUCUGAAAUUCCAGUGAACAUGAUACAAAUGAAUAAAAACCAAAAAUUUG
Messenger RNA from Mytilus californianus (California mussel), 2979 nucleotides. RefSeq lists its product as uncharacterized. NCBI's taxonomy places the organism in Eukaryota, Metazoa, Mollusca, Bivalvia, Mytilida, Mytilidae. The record is from RefSeq and is a predicted model, not a curated record. The transcript has 2 exons. The coding region runs from base 1 to 1959 and encodes 652 amino acids.